This is a messenger RNA of Gekko japonicus, 2790 nucleotides long. RefSeq names its product ADAM metallopeptidase with thrombospondin type 1 motif 18 (gene ADAMTS18). The record is from RefSeq and is a predicted model, not a curated record. Gene Ontology annotation, molecular function: metalloendopeptidase activity. Gene Ontology annotation, cellular component: extracellular matrix. NCBI's taxonomy places the organism in Eukaryota, Metazoa, Chordata, Lepidosauria, Squamata, Gekkonidae. Gene Ontology annotation, biological process: extracellular matrix organization; proteolysis. The coding region runs from base 1 to 2790 and encodes 929 amino acids. The transcript has 18 exons.
AUGCCAAGCCGGGCUGCCCAGAGCCCAGUGAAGAACAUGUGGCGGGGACUGGAGCUGCCGCUGCACGUGUCCGGUGGCGGCAGCGGCGGAGGCAGCAAAGACAACGUCUUGCCUGCUGCUUUGAGCCGUUUGAAAGAUGCAGCUCUUUCAAAUGAGGAGGAUUACAUCUUUGUCACUCCCGUUGAGGUGGACUCCAGUGGAUCGUACAUCUCACAUGACAUUUUGCACAGCGCUAGGAGGAAGAGAUCAUCCCCGAGCUCUAAGAAUCCCUUGCACUACCGUUUUUCAGCAUUUGGACAAGAAAUGCACUUGGAGCUCAAACCUUCUGACCUUUUUAGCUACAGUUUUACUGUCCAGGUACUUGGGAAAGACGGCAUUGCAGAUCUGAAAGACCACCACGUUGAACCGUGUUUCUAUCAGGGAUUUAUACGGAACUAUAGCUCCUCUUCAGUAGCCAUAUCUACGUGUGUAGGCUUGUCAGGUUUGAUAAGGACACAGGAGAAUGACUUCCUUAUAUCUCCAUUACCUCAACACCUAGCACAGGAACACAACUACACGGCACCCGCUGGACACCACCCUCAUGUAUUGUAUAAACGGACAGCCGAGGAGAAGGUUCACCGGUACAAAGUAGAUUCAAACCCCCAUCACUUUCCCCCUGGCCAUGGCAGAAAUCACCCUGCCCACAAGUAUCACAUUCAAGCGAACGAUUACCACCACGGAAGGUUUCAAAAGCAGCAUUUUUGUGGACGUCGCAAGAAAUACACACCUAAGCCACCCACAGAGGACACAGUCAUCCUUUCUGAUGAAUACGGAAGCUCGGCAAGAUUGAAAAGAUCCCCCAUUAAAAGCCAGAAGGGCGGAAGCUUGAAUGUGGAGACUCUAGUUGUAGCUGACAGGAAAAUGUUGGAGAAACACAGUAAGGAGAAUGUCACCACAUACAUCUUAACAGUGAUGAACAUGGUCUCUAGUCUUUUUAAGGACGGUACAAUCGGAAGUGACAUCAACAUUGUGGUUGUGAGCCUUCUUCUUUUAGAACAAGAACCUGGUGGAUUACUGAUCAACCAUCAUGCAGACCAGUCACUAAACAGCUUUUGUCAGUGGCAGUCUGCUCUGGUUGGAAAGAACGGGAAGCGUCAUGACCAUGCCAUCUUGCUUACCGGAUUUGAUAUCUGCUCCUGGAAGAAUGAACCAUGUGACACUUUAGGUUUCGCUCCCAUCAGUGGAAUGUGUAGCAAAUACCGCAGUUGUACCAUCAAUGAAGACACUGGGCUUGGCUUGGCGUUUACUAUUGCUCAUGAAUCUGGACACAACUUUGGCAUGAUCCAUGAUGGAGAAGGGAAUCCUUGCAGAAAAGCUGAAGGUAACAUUAUGUCUCCUACUCUCACAGGCAACAACGGAGUGUUUUCGUGGUCAGUGUGCAGUCGGCAGUAUCUUAACAAAUUUCUCAGUACAGCUCAAGCGGCUUGCCUGAUCGAUGAGCCCAGACAAACUGGGCAAUACGAAUAUCCCGAUAAACUCCCAGGGCAAAUCUACGAUGCUGACACACAAUGCAAAUGGCAAUUUGGAGGGAAAGCCAAACUCUGCAACCUGAGUUUUGUGAAGGAUAUAUGCAAAUCACUUUGGUGCCACAGAAUAGGUCAUCGAUGCGAGACAAAAUUUAUGCCAGCGGCCGAAGGGACACCUUGUGGGAUAAACAUGUGGUGUCGAAGAGGUCAGUGUAUACGGUACGGAGACCAUGGUCCCAAGCCUGUUAAUGGCCAUUGGUCCAUUUGGUCUGAGUGGUCUCAAUGUUCUCGGACUUGUGGAGGCGGCAUAACAUACCAAGAGAGACACUGCAAUAAUCCAAAGCCUCAGUAUGGUGGAAAGUUCUGUCAGGGCUCAAGUCGUAUUUAUCAACUGUGCAAUAUUCAGCCAUGUACAUCGAAUAGCCCUGACUUCCGUGCCCAGCAGUGUGCUGAGUAUAACAGCAAGCCUUUCCGUGGAUGGUACUACAAAUGGAAGCCCUACACAAAAGUUGAAGAGGAAGAUCUCUGCAAACUCUACUGCACAGCAGAAGACUUUGACUUUUUCUUUGCAAUGUCCAGCAAAGUGAAGGAUGGAACUCCCUGCUCUCCCUACAGAGACGAUGUGUGCAUCGAUGGCAUUUGUGAACAAGUAGGGUGUGAUCGUCGGCUUGGAUCCAAAGCUGUUUUGGAUGCUUGCGGAGUUUGCAAAGGAGACAAUUCGACAUGCAAGUUCUUUUCUGGCCAUUACUUGACCCAGCCCAAAACAAAUGAUUACUAUCCAGUUGUUACAAUUCCAGCUGGAGCUCGCAGUAUUGAAAUCCAGGAGUUACAAAUGUCCAGCAGCUACCUAGCGGUCCGCAACCUGAACAAGAAAUAUUACCUAACAAAGGACUGGACAAUUGACUGGCCAGGAAAAUUUCAUUUUGGUGGGACCAUCUUUGAUUAUCAGCGUUCGUUUAAUCUUCCAGAGAGACUUUCUGCUGUUGGGCCAACUAACGAGACACUUGUCUUUGAAAUCUUGUUACAAGGCAAAAAUCCAGGCAUUGCUUGGCAGUACACAUUCUCAAAGAUGAUCAACGAGAACAAGAUAUUCACCAAAGGACAUAGCUAUUUGUGGGUGACGGUACAGUCCGAUUGCUCAGCUUCAUGUGGCGGGGGGCACUUAAUAGCAAAAGCUGUCUGUUUACAAGAUCACCGCACCCGAGUUAAUUCCUCUUUCUGUGGCCCAAGGACAAAGCCCUUAACAGAGACAAAGAUCUGCAACAUGAAUCCAUGCCCAGCCUAG